UCUCGCGCCGCCCUCCUGUCUGUCAGCGGCGGGAGGAGGGCGGAGCGCGUGUCGUCAGGCGGAGGGCCGCCAUUUUGUGCUGCCCUCAGCCGCGGCCGCCAGUCUUUCGUCGCCUCUCCUCGUCACCUCACGGUGGUGGGGCCGCCGCCAUCCCCAGCCCCGUCCCUUCCCACGAUGGACCCCGCUUCCGCCUCCACCGGGCCCAGCGACCCCCGCCGCGCCAGGCCUCAGGGCCGGCCUCACCUUCGAGGACCCUGAGGGAAAGAAAGCGAGGGCGAGAGAGAGAGAGAGAGAGGAUGGAGCCGGGGGCGGAGAGGGCCGACCCCCAGCUGGCCCCCCGGCCCGGGGCCUUGCAGAAGUUUUGCUCCCACGUGCUCCCCGGUUUCCUGCAGAAGCUGCUGCUGUGGGGCCAGAUGGCGUCGGGGAUGCUCCCCUCCAGGUGGUUGGAGUUGGCCCGCGGCAGCCCCGCCUGGAGAGCGCUCAGGGGGGGCGAGGAGGACCUCUUCCUGCACUGCGGCCCCCGGGGCCUGGGCCUGAAGCCGGACGACAAGGGCGGCCCCUCGGACCCGCCCGCCCACCCUCUCCUCCUGCAGCCUCAGCUGUGGGGGCCCCAGGAGCUGGGAGCCCCGGGGAGGGUCGGCCUCCGGCCCUUUCCCAACUUCAGCGUGGUGUCCUGGGUGUGGACCCCCCCCCUGCCUGGCCGGCCCAGCGGGGGGCUUGUGGAGUUUCAGUCAAUCAAGGGGGUGACCGACCAGAGCCCCCAGCCCCUGAAGGCAGACCGUGCCGGACGGAGCUGUAUUUCCCCCUGCUCGAGAGAGGGGCUGCCAGAGAUCCACCACCUCCGCAUGAAGCGCUUGGAGUUCCUGCAGCAGGCUAGCAAGGGACAGGCACUCCCUACUCCCGAGCAGGAUCACGGAUACCACAGCCUGGAGGAGGAACACCACCUGCGCCGCCGCCUCGAUCUGGGCCAAGCCUCGAAAUCCGAGCGGCAGGGAGAAAGCCCGGCCCCACCCGAAAGUGGCUUGUCCAUUCAGGAGACCCCCCCUACCCUGGAAGCCCGGGCCUUUCCCGAAAUUAGGCCAGCUCGGGAUGCGCCCGGAGAACGGGAUCGAGCGGGCGACCCCCUGCCAACCCCCGCCAGACCGGCCUGCGGCAAUAAAUUAAUCGACUACAUUCUGGGGGGCGACUCGAGCGAUCAGGAAACAGGCUCCAAUUCCGAGGAUGAAGAGUGGGACGACGAGGAUGAUGGUUUCGAUAGCGAUGAGCCCGAACCGGCCCCCGGGCAGCGGGACUCAAUCCUCUGGAAUUCCUUCUACAAGGUGGAAGACCCUUAUAAUCCCCAAAACUUCACGGCGACAUUGCAGACCUCUUUUAGAGCCAUUAGGGAGGACCAUUCCGAUUCCGAGAAGGAGCUGCCCGAGAGGUCGGAUGCAGAGGACUCUCCCUGGACCGAAAGCUCCCCCGGUUCCCAAAGCUCCGGAACGGACGUCGAUAGUGAUGACGACGGGGACUCCAGCGCAGAUGAGGCAGAGAACUUAAAACUGUGGAACUCCUUCAAUAAUUCCGAUGACCCUUAUAAUCCCUUCAAUUUCAGGGCCCCGUUUCAGACUGCCGGGAAAAAGGGCCAGGAGAAACCCGACUCCCCGAGGCGGGCCGGGGCAAAGGUGGCCAGGUGUCAGAGUCGUGCCUUAUUAACUUGUCAGGUGCAGCUGAUCAGGAGGCACGAGAGUGGACUUGAAAAUCUGACCCAACACGGGAUCCUCUCUGGAGACGGGCGCGUACACACCAGAAGAAAAAAGGUGACUUUCCUCGAAGAAGUGACCGAGUAUUACAUAAGUAGUGAUGAAGAUCGCAAAGGACCUUGGGAGGAGCUGGCCCGGGAUGGAUGCCGCUUCCAGAAGCGGAUUCAAGAGACAGAAGAUGCUAUCGGGUACUGCUUGACAUUUGAGCACAGACAGAGAAUAUUUAACAGGCUCCAGGAAGCAUGCUACUAAAGGGUCUCCAUCUUCUAGCACCUUGAAGAUGAUCUGGUCUCCUUCUUGCCUAAAGUUCAAUAUUAUUGCCUCUUAUGUGAGGCUCCUUUUUAAAAGCAGAGGUUGGCAGCUGUCUUUCGGGUGGCAAGGGAGACUGGCAACUUGGAUCCAGUGCCCCGGUCCUGUCUUCCUCGGGAGCCGUGAACCUACCUUGGGAGUAUCCACACUUUAUCUUGAGACAAGCCCUGCUAAUUAACCGUGGGAGUGGUGUGUGCCUGUUUCCCUUCUUCCUUCCUUGAAAAUGUUUCUUUUCGGAUAUUAGGUUGAACUGUGUUUUGAAUGCCUUUUGCUUUGUGGAGAGGAAGGGGGACCUUUUAAGUUGCAAAUUUGCACUGUUUAAACUUAUUUGAAGGGGGAAAUGAUAUUUAUAGGGUUCAAAGCCUAUUUUCAGUUCUGAUUUAAAGUAUGCAUAUUGAAGAUUUCAAGUUGCUUUUUAUUUUACACUCCCUCUCCUCCCCCCCGCCCUCCCCCCCACUUACUGCUAAAUUCCAACAAACAAAAAAAUAAGUGAAUGUCUGUGUCUUGUUUUUUGAUUGUGGCAUUGCUUCUUAUUUCCUCAUCUGUGGGUGUCUUAAUGCCUUUCCGGUGCAAAAUCAGUCCUGCACAUUAUUAUCAUUUAUGUACCUAAAUUUCAUAAACUUGUUUUUCUUAACGACACUUUAGAAUAUUUUGAUGUUGAAAGCGUGGUGGAUUUCAAUAGUGCUUAGAUGCAGUGCUGGUAUCUUCUUUUCGAGACAGAUAAAUUCCCACCAUUUUAAAGGAUUUUCCAAAGCCUCUUUCGUCUAACCAGUUUCACGCAGGCUCUGAACAAAAAUUCGAACCCAUUCUACAUUAUUUGUGUGUGUCCUGUUGGGCAUGUGUUCCUUUUGAAAGUUGGAAAUCCUUUCACUUAACCUUUUACACUUGCAAGUGUCCAAGCAGUGGGAAUCUCAUCUUACAGACUUUUAUUUUCUCUUAAACCUGGCAGAAUUCUGCUGGGCAGGUAGUGGGGGACUUGGCUGAGCAAUUUGCCACAGCUGCAAAUACUCUUACAGAAACCAGUGUUAAAAUGCCUCAGCACUGUCACUUUGAAAACCA
Tachyglossus aculeatus (Australian echidna) is the source of this 3110-nucleotide messenger RNA. It is a transcript of the gene PPP1R15B, whose product is annotated as protein phosphatase 1 regulatory subunit 15B. Lineage: Eukaryota; Metazoa; Chordata; Mammalia; Monotremata; Tachyglossidae. The record is from RefSeq and is a predicted model, not a curated record. Gene Ontology annotation, biological process: response to endoplasmic reticulum stress. Gene Ontology annotation, cellular component: protein phosphatase type 1 complex; endoplasmic reticulum. Gene Ontology annotation, molecular function: protein phosphatase regulator activity.